GGCGCUCGUCCUUGUCAAACCUGCCUCGGGUGGCUGACAGGAGUAGUAACGGCGGAGGUACAGGAGCGCGGGUGAUGUCUGUCACAUGAAUUAGGAGGGCGGCUGUCUUUCUAAGCUGUAAAGGGACUAGCACCGCUCAUAACCAGACCCAUCUCCUGUCAGCACCCCCCCCCCCCUCCCCUCACGGUUCGGGGCUCCGCGGCGCUGAUGGUAACGUAGCCGCGGGGAGCUAACGGCUAGCUUACGUUACUUAACCUGGCUGCACCAGUUGGUUAAACAGAAGAGGCAAAGUUAAGCGCAACAAGAGUCAGAGAUCAGAUCAGAAGAACCGUCCGAGCUGGAGUGAGCUUAGCGAGCGCUCACCUUUGGGUGGUACUUGCACCCCCGCCCUCCCUGUGAGUGGAGUGCAUGAGCGUGCUCGGUGAGUCCACGGGGAUGGGAAGUGGAGUCCAGGAACAGCGGACUGCCCCACUGGCGCAGGGAGAGGUGCUGCCGAUCUCUUCCUCCGGUCAGUCCGAAGCAAGCUAUGAGGACAUCAAGCAAACCCGAUCUAUCCUCAACUCGCUUUUCUCGGGGGCUUUAGCCGGAGCCGUGGCCAAGACCGCCGUGGCCCCGCUGGACAGAACUAAAAUCAUCUUCCAAGUGUCCUCAGCAAGAUUCUCUGCCAAGGAAGCUUAUAAGCUGAUCUACCGCACCUACCUGAAGGAUGGCCUCUUCAGUUUAUGGAGGGGGAACUCUGCUACGAUGGUGCGCGUCAUCCCGUACGCGGCCAUCCAGUUCUGUGCACACGAGCAGUACAAAAGGCUGCUGGGAGAAUAUUAUGGCUUUCAGGGAGGAGUGCUCCCUCCAGUCCCCAGGUUGGUGGCUGGGUCAAUGGCCGGGACCACAGCAGCCAUGGUGACCUAUCCUCUAGACAUGGUGAGGGCCAGAAUGGCCGUAACACCCAAGGAAAUGUACAGCAACAUCGUGCAUGUUUUUGUGCGGAUCUCUCGAGAAGAAGGCUUGAAGACGGUGUAUCGAGGUUUCUCUCCCACCAUCCUUGGUGUCGUCCCCUAUGCUGGUCUCAGCUUCUUUACUUAUGAAACACUAAAGAAGCUGCAUGCAGAGCACAGCGGCCGCUCCCAGCCUUACUCCUACGAACGGCUGGCUUUCGGAGCCUGCGCCGGCCUGGUCAGCCAGUCGGCGUCCUACCCUCUGGAUGUGGUGAGGCGGCGCAUGCAGACUGCGGGGGUGACGGGUCACACCUACGGCACCAUCCUGGGCACCAUAAAGGACAUCGUGUCCGAGGAGGGCGUCGUCCGGGGACUCUUCAAGGGUCUCAGCAUGAACUGGGUCAAAGGACCCUUAGCUGUGGGCAUCAGCUUCACCACCUUUGACCUCACACAGAUUCUCCUGAGGAAGCUGCACCAAAUGGGUUAUACCCAGUAGCACCAGAGCCCCGGAAAGCACGGUGACGAGAGCGGAGGGACAUCAUGCCACCAAGCUGUCUGACGCGAGCCGGGAGAGGAACCCGAGAGACUGUAGAUUGGUGGGAAGUAACAAGCGCACAGUGGCUAACAACGGGUUGUUAGGAUGGAAAGUAAGGCGAAUGUGCCCACUGAGACCUGUUGUCGAGUGCAAUAUGAUCAGUUCAUUGUAAAGCUCCAGCCCUGUGGAGCCCUGUGGAGACCGGGUAUUGGCGUUAUGCCCACAGAGCUCUCCCGUUGAGGUUUAGCAAUUAAA
Fundulus heteroclitus (mummichog) is the source of this 1722-nucleotide messenger RNA. It is a transcript of the gene slc25a42, whose product is annotated as solute carrier family 25 member 42. Gene Ontology annotation, cellular component: mitochondrial inner membrane. Bases 409 to 1428 code for a protein of 339 amino acids. The record is from RefSeq and is a predicted model, not a curated record. The transcript has 8 exons. Gene Ontology annotation, biological process: transmembrane transport. NCBI's taxonomy places the organism in Eukaryota, Metazoa, Chordata, Actinopteri, Cyprinodontiformes, Fundulidae.